Penicillium maclennaniae is the source of this 1647-nucleotide messenger RNA. RefSeq names its product putative general amidase. The transcript has 7 exons. Lineage: Eukaryota; Fungi; Ascomycota; Eurotiomycetes; Eurotiales; Aspergillaceae. The record is from RefSeq and is a predicted model, not a curated record. Bases 1 to 1647 code for a protein of 548 amino acids.
AUGGGCUCUACCGGCCAAAAGGCUCCUUGGCUAGAGAGGGUAGCCAUCAAAAGAGAAGCCUGUGCAGACAGAAUUCCGCAAGCAUGGAAGGUGUCGGCAAACUUCCUAGACAGUCUCCAAACACCCUUGUCAGACAAUAAGACCAAUCUCAUCCAAGUACAAGCGAUCCGCAAGUCUGGAAUCCUGACGGAACGAGAGCUACAUAUCACCGAGCAGUAUGACGUUGCCGCUCUGCUUUCUGCUCUGGCGAGUGGUGAAUUGACCUCGGCGGAGGUGACCAUGGCAUAUUGUAAGCGAGCUGCGGUUGCUCAACAGUUGGUAAACUGUCUUACUGAGACAAUGUUUGAGGAAGCUCAUGCUCGUGCCGAGUAUUUGGACAACCUCCGAGCUCAGGGCAAAUCAGCCGGACCUCUUCAUGGUCUCCCUAUUAGCAUCAAGGAUAACUUCCAAUACAAGGGAAUGGAAGCUACUAUCGGCAUGGUGUCUUUUAUGGAUGAAGUUGCUUCAGCUAACUCGCCUCUCGUGGAUAUCCUGCUGAACCUAGGGGCGGUCAUCUAUGUGAAAACCAAUGUCCCGCAGACAAUGAUGACUGCCGAGGCCGACAACAAUGUCUUCGGGCGUACCCUGAACCCGUGGAAUACAGCCACAGGCCCCGGCGGCUCUAGCGGAGGCGAGGGUGCCCUAAUUGCCCUUCGAGGAUCACCAUUGGGAGUCGGCACCGACAUUGGCGGCUCUGUCCGAAUUCCAGCUGCCUGCUGUGGGACGUACGGAUUCAGACCCAGCGCAGGGAGGGUUCCGAACGGAGGAAUGCGCGCAUGCACAACCAGUGGAAUGAAAUUUGUCCUGUCCUGCGCCGGACCCCUAUCACUGGAUCUGAAUGGCAUUGAAACAUUCUUCAAAGCUAUCUUCGACGCCCAGCCCGCUCUCUACGACUCCACUGUUCUCGACAUUCCGUGGAGACAGGUAUCCACCAAGCCCACUCUCCGAAUCGGCCUUGUACCUGAAAGCCCUACUUUCCCUCUUCAUCCCCCUGUUCGACGAGUUCUAGCGGAGGCGGCCAGUUUACUCAAAGCCCGGGGCCAUGAGAUUGUCACGCUGAGCGAGGAGGAAUGUCACAUCAUGGAAGCCAACGAAGUCGCCUGGAACAUCUUCACUCUCGAUCAAGGAGCGAUGCGCCAUAUCAUGGCAGCUGGUGAACCCCCCCGUGCCCUCGCUGGUCCACAUUGGGAAAGGUCUACUCUUCCGGAUAUGAGCGCUCUUGACAGUAUGGGUAAAUUGGCUUUACUAAACACACACCGCGCAGAGCUGCGUGAAUCUCAUAGAAAAUUGUGGCUUCACCAUAAUCUGGAUAUCUGCCUUGCACCGCCUGCCCAAUCAACAGCAGUGGCGCAUGAUACUUUUGGCGUGGUGCCUUACACCACCUUCCUGAACCUGCUCGACUAUCCCGCCUGUGUCAUUCCAUUUGGACACGUCGGAGAGCUCGACGCCAAGGAGACCAUGGAGUUGAAGGAGGGCCAGGUUGCACCGUCAUGGAAUUAUGAGCUGCUCAAGGGAGCACCGUGCUCGAUCCAAGUGUUCACUACCACCCUUCGGGAUGAGGAAUGUUUGCAGAUGUCCAAACAGAUUGACGAAUGCCUGAAAGGCUAA